CAAGUUUAUAUGAUCAUUCCUGUUUAUGAUUUAAUUAUCAAUUGCUUAACUUAGUUUUCGUUUAACUGCUGAAUUUUAAACAAGUGCUUUGAAUAGUUUCAAAUCCAAUAAGGUUUCACUAAAAUACAAAUCGAGAGAUGAGCAUUGAAACUCCACCACUAAAAACUUUGACAAAUCGUCAAAUUGAGCUUAUUAAGUGCAACUGGAAAGGAUUAAAUGAAAAUCCAGAAGAAUCUGGACAAGCAAUUUUCUAUACUUUUUUGCUUCGCCAUCCAGAACAUAAACAACGUUAUGCUGCAUUCAGGAACAUUUCUCUGGAGAAUCUUAAGGAUACGACUCAAAUUAAACGGCAUUGUAUGAAAAUUAUGAAUGUCUUUGGGACUGUAAUUGAUGCCCUUGGAACUGAAAACUGCAAAAGUAUCAUUUUUGAUGCCGUCGCUGAUAAUGCUGACUUUCAUGGCAAGAAAGGAAUCACAAAAGAGCAUUUCAAUCAAAUCCGUGAAAUUUUAAUUGAGGUGGUUACUGGAGCUUGUACUUUGGAUGAUGAAGGACAAGUUGCUUGGAGUGACUUGAUGGAUACAAUGUAUCACAUUACAUUCAAUGUUUUAAAUGAAUUGAGGAAAUAAAUUGAUAUUAAAAGUUUAUGGAAAAUAGUUGAAAUUUGAGUAAUAAAGUAAAUAUUAAGUUUACACUAGGCACAGUUAAACUUACUAA
This is a messenger RNA of Chironomus riparius, 714 nucleotides long. The record is from the annotation of a GenBank genome assembly. Lineage: Eukaryota; Metazoa; Arthropoda; Insecta; Diptera; Chironomidae.